Molecule: messenger RNA, 2264 nt
Organism: Pollicipes pollicipes
Lineage: Eukaryota; Metazoa; Arthropoda; Thecostraca; Pollicipedomorpha; Pollicipedidae
Product: G-protein coupled receptor moody
Exons: 4
Coding region: 82-1245 (387 amino acids)
Biological process (GO): G protein-coupled receptor signaling pathway
Cellular component (GO): membrane
Molecular function (GO): G protein-coupled receptor activity
Source: RefSeq, a predicted model, not a curated record
GAAGCCCGCGGCUCCGCCCCAGGCCAGUCUGCGUGAGGAGGUCAGGCGAGCGGCGGCGGUGCGGCCCCGGCGCGGCGAGCGAUGGAGAACGUCACGGCGGAGGCGUCCGCGCCGCCCAUGCACGAGGUGCCGCUGUUCGCCGACUACCCGGCCGGCCUGCUGCAGUUCGCCUCCGCCUUCUGCGUGCUCUACAUCGUGGUGGGCAUUCCCGGCAACGUCAUCACCAUCGCGGCGCUCAGCAGGUAUAAGAAGGGACACAACGCCACGGCCAUCUUCAUCAUAAACCUAAGCGUGACGGACCUGUUGCUGUGCUGUUUCAACCUGCCACUGGCCGCCUCGCUCUUCAUCCAUCAGGCCUGGGUUCACGGCCAGGCUCUCUGCGUUCUGUUUCCCGUCCUUCGCUACGGUCUCAUCGCCGUGUCGCUCUUCACAAUCUUGGCCAUCACAAUCAAUCGCUACGUCAUCAUCGGCCAUCCGGAUGUUUAUAACAGGAUGUACCAGCCCAAGAUACUAGCGCUGAUGAUCACUGCCAUCUGGCUGAGCGCGUUCAUGUUCCUAGUUCCAACCAUGUCCGGAAGGUGGGGGCACUUUGGGCUGGAUUUGAAGAUCGGCAGCUGCACGAUCCUGCCCAACGCCGAUGGCUCAUCUCCGAAGGACUUUCUGUUCGUCAUUGCGUUCCUCCUGCCCGCUGUCGCGUUCUGCGUAUGCUACGCGCGCAUUUUCCUGAUCGUGCGCCGAACGGAGCGCUUAGCCCGCCAGGGGCCAAGGGGCGGCACGCGCCCCCCGCCGGCCAGCCCCGCCGCAGCAGAAACCAGCCUCACCGUGUCAGAGGUCAAGGCCAGUCAUCUGGAGGUGCCGGAGCCGGCCGGCGAGCGCAAACCGAGUCACGGCAGUCAGCUGAUCGUGACGCUAGCCUCGACACUUCGCGAUCGCGGCUCGCCGCGCGCCGCCGGCAGCAUGUCGGCUAAGGACAAGCGCCUGCUCAAGAUGAUCCUGGUCAUCUUCCUAUCCUUCGUGCUCUGCUACCUGCCCAUCACCAUCGUCAAGGUCCUGGGCAAGGAGCUGGACGCCCCGGUCAUCAACGUACUGGGCUACGUGCUCAUCUACCUUACCACGUGCACCAACCCCAUCAUUUACGUAGCGAUGAGCUCCGAGUACCGUAAGGCGUAUCGUCAGCUGCUCUCCUGCGGCCGCCGCCAGACGGCGCUGCCGAGCGCGGCCAACAGGAGCGGCAGCAGGGUCUAGGACGCCGUGGCAGCCCGGUCCGGCGCCGGCAGGGCCCGGUGCGUCGCGGCGCUGCGGCCGUCCCCGCCAGUCCUGAGCAGAGCCCCCUGGAGCCCCGCGCCGGCUGCGAGCGGAGGGCGUUCUGCCGCUUCGGCGACUGGAGCCCCGCGUCGGCCGCGAGCGGAGGGCGUACCGCCGCUUCGGCGACUGGAGCCCCGCGCCGGCUGCGAGCGGAGAGAGUUCUGCUGCUUCGGUGACUGGUGCCCCGCUCCAGCUGCGAGCGGAGGAGGUUCUGCCGCUUCGGCGACUGGAGCCCCGCGCCGGCUGCGAGCGGAGGAGGUUCUGCCGCUUCGGCGACCGGAGCCUCGCGCCGGCUGCGAGCGGAGGAGGUUCUGCCGCUUCGGCGACUGGAGCCCCGCGCCAGCUGCGAGCGGAGGGCGUUCUGCCGCGUCGGUGACUGCGGCCAGCGGGUGGUACCGCGGUGCCCGCCGUGUGUCGUGCCCGCACUCUGUCCAUGUGUACGGUGUUGUGACCCCACGCGCCGCUCGAGUAGCGGCGUGGCCGGCGCAGCCGGCGGCUCGUCGGGCCGAGGGAGGGGCCAGCUGGCGGCGGCUCCUCGGCGGGGCCUUGUGCCUGCGCGAGGUCACGCUAGAGACGCUGUCGUCCGCGGCCGGCCGGGCCCGUGACGUCGCUCUGCUAUGCUUGUGUAAAAUCCGUGAUGUCAUGUGAUAUAUUGAAUUUCGCACUUUGUUUUCCACAUUGGACGAUGUACGCAAACCUCGCGAAAUACACAUAUUUAAAUACGGUCCGAGCUGGGCGUUGCUGUAACAACCCACUCCCAAAACUGAAGGUGUCUUUUUCUUGCCAUUUCGUUCAUCUACCGCGGCAAACCGUUCCAUACGGCUGCCUGUGCCACCAUUUCGAUGAUGAUUCAGGCUUCAGGGCGUGCUGAAUGCCCCGGCCAUAUGGCGCCCGUGUCGCCAUCUCAAAGGCGCAGCUGAUUUAUCUAGUGCACCGAGGCCACUCCUUCCCACUUCAUC